Notothenia coriiceps (black rockcod) is the source of this 447-nucleotide messenger RNA. RefSeq names its product exocyst complex component 3-like. The record is from RefSeq and is a predicted model, not a curated record. Gene Ontology annotation, cellular component: exocyst. Gene Ontology annotation, molecular function: SNARE binding. The transcript has 2 exons. Bases 1 to 447 code for a protein of 148 amino acids. NCBI's taxonomy places the organism in Eukaryota, Metazoa, Chordata, Actinopteri, Perciformes, Nototheniidae. Gene Ontology annotation, biological process: exocytosis; exocyst localization.
AUGUUACCUAGCGAACCAGAACUCAGAGUUAGUGUGUUUGUGGAUCUCCAGGUUCAGGGUCUCUCCGAUGAGCUGGCCAAGCAGCUGUGGAUGGUUCUGCAGAGGUCCAUGGUGACGGUCCGCCGGGACCCUACCAUGCUGGUGUCGGUGGUUCGUAUCAUCGAGCGGGAGGUGAAGAUCGAUCGGCGUAUGGUGGACCGGAAGAAGCAGAGCGGCUUCAUCCCUCCUGGGAGACCCAAACGCUGGAAGGACAAGAUGUUCGAGGUGUUGGAGGGGACGGUCAGCACCCGCAUUGAGGGCACCCAGUCAGUGACCAGAGAGGCUGAUAAGAUGUGGCUGGUUCGUCUUUUAGAAAUAACCAGGAAAUAUGUUUUGGAUGACCUGAUCGUUGUGAAGAACCUGAUGGUGCAGUGUUUCCCCCAGCACUACAACACCUUCAACAGGUAA